GCAGUGUCAAGAUAUGCUUUCGAUCCCAAGCUCUCGCAUAUGAAUGAUUUGGACCUGUGCACAAUGGCUAACUCGUCUUUCUAGAUAGAGAACGCUGCCACCGUUUUCAGGAUACUCUUGGUUUGUCCUGAAGAGCACCUACUAAGUCAUUAUCUCCCCUGAAAAGAUUCCUAACGUGGACGUCUGCCAGCCAAGUUUACCUGACCAUUAAGAGAGGCGACUCUUUAUUAGCCACUCAGUCAAGGUUGGACAGGUGGAGAUCGUAGUGCCGUAAAAUCUCCAACGGGGGAAGUUUGCUUCUUUACGAUGCUCCGAGGAAACGCACAAGUGAAUGUCGCCGUUUACAGAAUCCUAUGUCAGCUUCUCACCCUCGUCGCGAUAGCGCAAAUCCUUGUCUGGAUACUCCACAACAGAACUGUGAUGCUCUCCAUCUCCGUAUCAUCGUUUUCUCCCUCAAAAACUUCCCAUUUAUUAUCACAAUCCGCAAAUAGUUCGAAUGCCCUACCUGUGGAUUUAGAUGUAAAGUCUCAUUCACGCUUCAGACAAGUUUUUACGGACAGUCUCUCUGUCCCGACCCUAGUUCGGUCUAAAAUUGCGCGACCAAAGAUGCCUGCAUCACUGACACUUAACGAGUUGUCUCGCAAGAUCCACAGAAAGCUCUUUCAGUAUCAAGAGGAACCCGAUGAGUUCGAUGGCCAAGGGAUAGAUUAUUUUUCCAUGCCGACCAUGUCGAUGAAACCACUCUAUCCAGCACAAUUGUCGAAUGUUCCCACCAAUAAUAUCGCUCCGACGGCUCUCCAGAAUGAACCUCUUUUCAAUACCCAGUCACUAUCACCAGAAUACCCGAUGUACCCUACUGUAACGAUGGGAACGCAUGGAAACAUUAAUGAUCAUCUGCGCCCAGACGAAAUUUAUGCACUUGUCCCUCUAUCGAGAAUGAACGAGUUCAUUAACAACAACCAGUACUUCGACGACCCGUUAACGAGGCAACCGGCUGCCGGACCAGACACUCAAUUUGACCUGGGCGCGAACCCCAUCGGUCCAGCUACGAAUCGCCUUCCUUUUUCAAGUCAGUUCUGGGAAAACAUAGAGGACCUGUUUCUGGUUUUGGUGAGAACGGCUCUGAAGACGCUGACGGUCGUGCUCCGAGGUCUCCUGUUCCUACUGGGCACAGCCGGGGCGUCGCGCAUCGCCGACAUGGCCCUGAAAUCAGUCUUAAGCCCAGAGGACAUCGUCAACAUACGGGGCGCUGGCAACACGCUCGAUUUCAUCAUCCACUACAUCGAGUCUUCUGAGAGAUUAAUCAUUUAGGAUGGAAUACAACUACAGAACCGUAAAACGGGAAUGUUCGUCUCGUAAUGACGCUUGUUCAAUAAAUUAAUCUCGAACCACAUACAACAGAUAUUCUAUUUUAAUAACUUUAGCCUAUAAUAGAGAGGAUAGCACCAGAGGGUUGGAGACUGGAAAUAAAUUUUUUUUUAAAAUCUAGUUUUCUGAAUGUGCCGCAGACCCUGAAACUUGAAUCACGACCUGAUGGUGGCCUGGACUAUGUAGUUGCUUGACGCAUGAUUAUGGCUAACUUUAACACUUAAAAAAAAAAAACUACUGAGGCUAGAGGGCUGCAAUAUGGUAUGUUUGAUGAUUGGAGGGUGGAUGUUCAACAUAGCAGUUUGCAGCCCUCUAGCCUCAGUCGCUUUUAAGUUCUGAGGGCGGACAGACAGACAACAAAGUCGGCACAAUAGUUUUCUUUUACAAGAAAACUAAAAGGGGUUAAAUAACCACUCACUAGUUUUGGGGUAGGAUUUCUGGUCAGAAACAGCUGUCUAAUCAUCUUGGACAUCAGCUAAGAUUACCGAUAUUAUCGAUUCUCUUUCAAAUCCCCUUCGGGAAACAAUCAUCUUACAUCUCUGUAACUAUACUAGUGUGGGACCACCCAAUUCGUGAUUUUUCACUUGAGUGUACAAAAUAAAGCACCUUUUCCCCACCAGUUCUAACUGCAUAUUCAAGUCAAUUUAUUUUGACCUUUAAUACCUUACUAGAUGGCUCACAUGGAGUAAUCAGUCCAUACGUGGGAUCUUAUAAAAAAUAUUUGUUACUCUG
Molecule: messenger RNA, 2100 nt
Organism: Macrobrachium nipponense
Lineage: Eukaryota; Metazoa; Arthropoda; Malacostraca; Decapoda; Palaemonidae
Exons: 4
Coding region: 307-1311 (334 amino acids)
Source: RefSeq, a predicted model, not a curated record